CAAAUAAAAUAGACGCUGAACAAACAAAACAAGACGAACAUGUCAAAUUCAUUGUUGUUUUGUUUACGUUUUGAGAACGGUGGUACGGUACAUUUCAAUAUCUAGCGCUUGAGGAAAGCCUCUUUUGGACACGAACAAUAAGUACGCAGCAAAGGACAUGGAAGAAAGCGACAAACGCGUAAUGGAUAUUGAAAAAGUGUUUGCAAAAUUUCCAUACGUGUGCCGGGUUUGCUUUGUGGAAGAUUCCGACAGUCAGGCGGAUUUAUACCACAUCGACGAUGUGUACGUGAAGCCAACUAGUGCAGAGCAUAUAAAUUCUUUUCGCGAUAUUCUAACUAUUUUUGUAAAUGACGAGUUUGAAUCGCACGAAGAGUUAGUACCGACGAGCAUUUGUGACAACUGUACAUCUCGGGCACAGAGCGCGUAUCAGUUUGUCGAACAAUGCCAACAAUCAGACAAGCUGUUGGAACAAUACUUCAAAAGUAUAAAUACGACAAAAGCACCCAAACCCGAAACCAAUCAAACGACAUUUGAACAAUUUCCACUAGAAGAAUGCAACGAUAACAACGCGAGUGUUGAGCACGUAACAAACACACCUUUGAAAUGUGGUAAAGAAAAGCAGAACAAGCCAGUUGUGAAAUCACAACUAAAGAUGACAUCAAAAGCCAACCGUUGGUGUUGCGACAAGUGUGCCAAAAGCUUCAGUCAAUCGCAAGCGUUACGCAGACACUAUCGAAUACACGACGAUACGGGACACAACAAGAAAACCUGCGUACAAUGUGGUCGCCAGUUUUUGAGAUCGGAUGAUUUAACAAGACACAUGCGAACUCAUUCCGGUGAUCGUCCUUACGAGUGCAAACUGUGUUCGAAAACUUACAAACAUUUAUCGGUGCUGAAAGAACACAUGCUGACACACAGCCGGGAGAAGCAUUUCAAAUGUCCGGAAUGCACCAAACAGUUUUCCUCGCGCAAUGGUCUAUUCGUACAUUUGAAGGUGCACAGGGGUGAAAAGCCACACGCUUGUCCACACUGCAGCAAACGAUUUACCACUUCCAGCGAGCGAAUUUCCCACGUUCGACACAUACAUUCGGCCAAAAAAUAACGAUGCGUGCAAGCUUCAAGAAUCAUCAAGUUAUGAAUGAAUACUAAAACACUGCCUAUUGGAAAUAAUAAAGCAGAAUGAAUGAACUUAACA
Molecule: messenger RNA, 1195 nt
Organism: Anopheles funestus (African malaria mosquito)
Lineage: Eukaryota; Metazoa; Arthropoda; Insecta; Diptera; Culicidae
Product: oocyte zinc finger protein XlCOF19-like
Exons: 2
Coding region: 158-1102 (314 amino acids)
Biological process (GO): regulation of transcription by RNA polymerase II
Cellular component (GO): nucleus
Molecular function (GO): DNA-binding transcription factor activity, RNA polymerase II-specific; RNA polymerase II cis-regulatory region sequence-specific DNA binding; zinc ion binding
Source: RefSeq, a predicted model, not a curated record